Messenger RNA from Trypanosoma conorhini, 477 nucleotides. RefSeq lists its product as uncharacterized. The coding region runs from base 1 to 477 and encodes 158 amino acids. The record is from RefSeq and is a predicted model, not a curated record. NCBI's taxonomy places the organism in Eukaryota, Euglenozoa, Kinetoplastea, Trypanosomatida, Trypanosomatidae. The transcript has a single exon.
AUGCAUUCAAAGCAAUACAACUUAGACACGUCAGUAACGUUAAUAGAUCCCGCGCACAGCGCAGAGGGUCAUUACAAUAGACGCAACGGAGACCCAGGUCAGUCCAACACAGUUUCACCAGUAACAGGACGCAGAGAUUUGGGCAGUAGGCACACUCAUGAUGAUGCGGUUCGCGCUGACGCCCAUGAACGCCUGUGUGCCCUGCGAGGCAUUCGAAAAUACACGCACCUUUGCGAGCCCCGGGUUCGCGGCGCAGGGGGCGCAGCUCCAGCCGCCGAUGGCUGCGGCGUCGCAGUACGACGCCCGUGCAAAGUUCAGCGCCGUCUCCGCCGUCUACUUCGUGUAGGCGGCGCCAACGCCUCGCCCCGCGGAGAGGAGGAGGAGGAGGAGGCCGGCCACGAGAGCCACGGCGCGGGGCCCCAUCGCCGCCGCCGCUGCCGCCUGCGGAGUGCCUUGGCAAACAAGAGGGCGGCCUGA